AUGCAGGCAGAGGAAUACACACGCAGAGGAAAGGAGAUGGUGGAUUAUAUCUGUCAGUACCUGACAGAGAUCAGACAGAGGCGUGUUCUUCCAGAUGUUCAACCUGGCUUCAUGAAGUCUCAGCUUCCUGAUAAAGCUCCUCAUGAACCGGAAUCGUGGGAUGCCAUCAUGCAGGAUGUGGAGAACAUCAUCAUGCCUGGGGUUGUUCAUUGGCAGAAUCCCCACAUGCAUGCGUAUUUUCCUGCUCUGACCUCAUGGCCAUCGCUACUGGGAGACAUGCUGGCUGAUGCCAUCAACUGCAUCGGCUUCACCUGGGCAUCAAGUCCUGCUUGUACAGAGUUGGAGAUGUGUGUGAUGGACUGGCUGUGUAAAGCACUCAGGUUGCCAGAUCAUUUCCUUCACCAUCACCCAGAGAGCCGUGGAGGCGGAAUCUUGCAGAGUACAGUGAGUGAGAGCACACUGGUUGCCCUUCUAGCUUCACGUAAAGACAAAAUCCUGCAGAUGAAGAGCAGAAACUCACCCACAGACACCUUCUACGACACACACACUGACACGGACGAGUCCAUACUGAACUCCACACUCAUUGCCUAUGCCUCAGACCAGGCUCACUCCUCGGUGGAGAAGGCCGGGUUGAUCUCUCUGGUGAAGAUCAGGUUUCUGGAGACGGAUGAAAAGUUCUCACUGCGUGGAGAAACCUUACAGAAAGCCAUUCAGGAGGACAGGAGGCGGGGCUUAGUGCCUGUUAUGCUGUGCGCUACGCUAGGUUCUACAGGUGUGUGUUCCUUUGACUCUCUGGAGGAGCUGGGACCCAUCUGUGCUCGUGAGGGUCUGUGGCUCCAUGUUGAUGCAGCUUAUGCAGGCUCCGCCUUCCUCUGUCCUGAAUUACGCCACUUCCUGUCCGGGAUUGAAUUCGCAGAUUCGUUUGUCUUCAACCCGUCUAAAUGGAUGAUGGUGAACUUCGACUGUACAGCAUUCUGGGUGAAAGAUAAAUUUAAACUCCAGCAGACGUUUAGUGUUGAUCCUCUUUACCUGAGACAUGACAACUCUGGAGCAACAGACUUUAUGCACUGGCAGAUUCCUCUGAGUCGUCGUUUCCGCUCGUUAAAGUUGUGGUUUGUUCUUCGCUCCUUUGGCCUGAAGAACCUUCAGACUCACAUCCGACAUGGGAUUGAAAUGGCUAAACUGUUUGAGUCUCUGGUGAGGAGUGACUCAAAUUUCCACAUUCCAGCAGAGAGACACCUGGGGCUGGUCGUGUUUAGCAUGACUGGAGGAAAUGCUCUUACGCAGGAGCUUUUGCGCAGGAUAACACAAUCUGGCAGCAUGUUUUUGAUUCCGGCUGCUGUUGGCUCCAAACUCAUCAUCCGCUUUACCGUGACAUCACAGUACACACGCCCUGAAGACAUCCACCGCGACUGGAGCAUCAUCCAGCGCAUGGCUAAUGAGCUGCUGCAGCCAGGCCAUUGGCCCCGCCCCCACGCACUCUCACUGGAUGGUGAGACAGAAGAAGAAACCCUGUGGCAGGAACAGGAAGUGGAGACACAGCAGGAGCCGUCCAUGAUUGAUAAGCAUCUGGUGCGUCAGAAUCAGAGGCGUGCCAUUCGCUCGAUGAGCUGCACUGCCGAGCUCCCGCCAACUAGGCCUGACCACGCCCAUGCUCUGAAGGAGGUCCCGCCCCUCGGAGUGCUGGCGAAGAUUCCAGAGAGCCCUGAGGGGCGGAGAACAACACAGAAGCGUCUAAUGAAGUUCCACAGUGUGCCAAGUUUACCACAGGUUUGGGCUCAGUGCGCCAUUCAACAGCUUUACUGGCCUUUCAGCAAGGCCAGCUGCUUCAACUGCUUCACACACUCACACACACACUCAACCAGUCCACUGCCCACCAAAUAA
Molecule: messenger RNA, 1884 nt
Organism: Neoarius graeffei (lesser salmon catfish)
Lineage: Eukaryota; Metazoa; Chordata; Actinopteri; Siluriformes; Ariidae
Gene: hdc
Product: histidine decarboxylase
Exons: 12
Coding region: 1-1884 (627 amino acids)
Biological process (GO): histamine biosynthetic process; L-histidine catabolic process
Molecular function (GO): histidine decarboxylase activity; pyridoxal phosphate binding
Source: RefSeq, a predicted model, not a curated record